Notolabrus celidotus (New Zealand spotty) is the source of this 2157-nucleotide messenger RNA. It is a transcript of the gene olfm2a, whose product is annotated as olfactomedin 2a. The transcript is spliced from 6 exons. The coding region runs from base 397 to 1848 and encodes 483 amino acids. The record is from RefSeq and is a predicted model, not a curated record. Gene Ontology annotation, biological process: signal transduction. Lineage: Eukaryota; Metazoa; Chordata; Actinopteri; Labriformes; Labridae.
AGAGAGAGCAGGGGAGGGUGAGGGAGAAAGAGAGGAAAAGAGUGAGUGAGGGAGAGAGAGGGAGGGGGUGAGGCUGAAGCAGUCACUCUGGGAGGGAAGAUUCCAGGGUGAUGCUGUUGGAUGUGAGCCGCUCUUCGCUUAGCGCUCUCUGGCUGUCCUUUGACUGAGCCAGUGCUGAGUGAGUGUGCUAGCUGUGAUCCACCAGCUCUGGGGGGAUCUGCUGCUGCUUGGACUGAGGCAGAAUCUGACUGGCCAUUUCCCUGCUGAGGCUGUCUGGAGCAGAGAAGGGUUGACUGGAGCUGAGGUCCAGGGCAGGGCAGGGCAGGGCAGGGCAGGGCAGGGCAGGGCAGAGCUGGCUGUUGGGCCGUUUGCGCCAGGGCCCCACAGAAAGCAAACAUGAGCGUUCCAAUGCUAAAGAUCGGGGCGGUGCUCAGCACCAUGGCCAUGGUGACCAACUGGAUGUCUCAAACCCUGCCCUCUCUAGUGGGACUCAACGGGACCACCAUUUCCAGAGGGGGCACCUCGGAAAGGAUUGUCAGCGCCCUGUACCCGAGCCCGGAGGAGGGCUGGCAGAUCUACAGCUCGGCACAGGACGCAGAUGGGAAAUGUAUCUGUACCGUGGUCGCACCAGCCCAGAACAUGUGUAACCGCGACCCACGCAGCAGGCAGCUCCGCCAGCUCAUGGAGAAGGUUCAAAAUAUUAGCCAAUCAAUGGAGGUGCUGGACCUGCGGACAUACAGAGAUCUACAGUACGUGAGAAACACGGAGAGUCUAAUGAAAGUGGUGGAUGGAAAGCUGAAGGUGGCCUCGGAAAAUCCCCGCAGUCUCAAUCCAAAGGGCUUUCAGGAAUUGAAAAACAAGGUGACUGAGUUGCUCCCCCUGCUGCCAGUACUGGAACAAUACAAGACAGAUGCCAAGAUGAUUCUUCGCCUUCGGGAGGAGGUGAGGAAUCUGUCCUUGGUGCUUAUGGCCAUCCAAGAAGAGAUGGGGGCCUAUGACUAUGAGGAGCUUCGUCAGAGAGUCCUGCUUCUGGAAACCAGGCUUCACUCCUGCAUGCAGAAACUAGGAUGUGGGAAGCUGACCGGUGUAAGUAAUCCAAUCACAGUGCGUGCAUCAGGGUCGAGGUUUGGCUUCUGGAUGACAGAUACCAUGAUCCCAAGCUUAGACAGCAGAGUGUGGUCCAUGGAUGGUUACUUCAAAGGACGCCGUGUCCUGGAGUACCGCACAAUGAAUGAUUUCAUGAAAGGCCAGAACUUUGUGCAACACUUGCUGCCUCAUCCCUGGGCAGGCACUGGUCACGUGGUCUACAACGGCUCACUGUACUACAACAAGUACCAGAGCAACAUCAUCAUCAAGUACCACUUCCGUUCUCGAAGUGUGCUGAUACAGCGCAGCCUGAGUGGGGCCGGGUACAACAACACCUUUCCCUACUCCUGGGGCGGCUCCUCUGACAUCGACCUUAUGGCAGAUGAGAACGGCCUGUGGGCCGUUUACACCACCAUCCCCAACGCUGGGAACAUUGUCAUCAGUCGCCUGGAGCCACAGAGUCUGGAAGUGUUGCAAACUUGGGACACAGGUUUUCCCAAACGCAGUGCUGGAGAGUCAUUCAUGAUCUGUGGCACACUUUACGUCACCAACUCCCACCUGGCUGGUGCCAAAAUCUACUUUGCCUACUACACCAACACAUCGAGCUAUGAAUACACAGACAUCCCCUUUCACAAUCAAUACUCCCACAUCUCCAUGAUGGACUAUAACCCCAGGGAGAGGGUCCUGUACACAUGGAACAACGGACACCAGGUGCUCUACAAUGUCACACUGUUCCAGGUUAUUAAGACUUCUGGGGACUGAAAGCUUCAGAGGGACUUACUCAAAUAAUGCUGUGAUCAUUGGUUGGGGAGGGAUAAAUAAGAUAUGUAGAUGUGGGUACAGACUGUGGGGGAUGUGGGGUUGGGGGCUUUGGUUUAUGGGCAAAGGCUUGGAUUUUUUAACAAUUUCAAUCUUCAUAGAGUGCUAUUAUUCACAUUCUGAAAAAACACUCUGACAGCAACGUCGGUAAAGAUACAAGGACUGAACGCUUCUCUUUUUUUCUUUCUGUGAUGAGUAAGCAUGGUUCUUUUUAUUUGUGAUGAUAAAUAAAAUAUCAAUCUUUACCAUUUA